Molecule: messenger RNA, 1282 nt
Organism: Prunus mume (Japanese apricot)
Lineage: Eukaryota; Viridiplantae; Streptophyta; Magnoliopsida; Rosales; Rosaceae
Biological process (GO): protein histidyl modification to diphthamide
Cellular component (GO): cytosol
Molecular function (GO): metal ion binding
Source: RefSeq, a predicted model, not a curated record
GAAAACCUCAUAUCACUCUAAUAAUUUUAUUACAAAGAAAAUUUUAAUUAACCAGUCGUCCAAUGUUCUUUAAGAAAUCCAUUAACCCAUUUGCCUGGCUCUUUAUUUCCCACGUUUAAUUGCUUAAUCACUGAUUAAAUCCACAUAGAAUUCAUAGAAACUUGUUGCAGCAACACCUUUGUGAGCAUUGGAAGAACAUUCAUUACCAUUUUGGAUAUUGAAGGUGAUCAAGACCUGUUCAUCAUGGAAACAACAACAAUGGUGAAGAUCAAGAUGAUCAUGGCCAUGCUGUUGAUGGUGAUGAUGGUUUUUGUUGGAGAUGCAGCUGAUACAAAUAGUGUAUAUGAUCCUUGCUCAGAUGCAAAAAUCCGGAGAUUGGAUGGUUUUACUUUUGGUCUUGCAUUUUCAAAGAAAGACUCGUUCUCAUUCAACCAGACUCAGCUUUCACCCUGUGAUAGUCGUCUAAACCUCGCAGGAAACAAUGCACAACUUGCUGUGUUUAGGCCAAAGGUUGAUGAGAUGUCUCUCCUAACUAUCAACAGCAGCACCUUCAGCCCGAUUAAGGCUGGUGGCUAUAUGGUAGCGUUCGCGGGACGCAAGUAUGCGGCAAGAUCACUCCCAACAUUGGUUGCUGAUGAUUCAAACACCAUAACUAGUUUCACCUUGGUACUUGAAUUCCAAAGAGGCACUCUUCAAAACUUGUAUUGGAAGAAAUUUGGGUGCAAGGCAUGCUCCGGGGACUAUUCUGUUUGCCUCAACAACGAAGAUUGUGCUGUGCCAAACUCAAAGUGCAAAAGCAGUGGGGGAUCUUUUGACUGCAAUUUAAGCAUACAGUUGGCAUUCUCAGGAACAGACAAGCAUCUUCAAGUGCUCAACUCCUGGUAUGAGGUGACAAAUCUUCGAAGCUACUCGCUGUAUGGCCUAUUCUCCAAGCUUCUGCAAUGAUCAUGCAACAACUGGAACAGCUCUUUAGAAUAUGCGCUGAUGGAUUGGUCUCCAAACUCACAAGCUCGAAUAUAUGGUUAUUGUAUUCAACCUGGUCUUGAUUUUUAGGCGCCCAAAAUCUUCCCGGGAACGAAAAGCUUUCGCAGCUAUGCCUAUGAAUAUGUAGAAGUUAUAUGCACCAGUCAGGGCAUCAGGGUGAGCACAGAGAAAAAUGAUAGAGUAAAAUACUUAUUAGGGGUUUGCUUUGUGGGCUAACUAGAGACACUGCAAAUAAAUUGAAUCAAUGUUGAUAUGUGAACGUCGUGUAAUUUGCAAAACAGCUCGGUUUUCUUUUCCA